Molecule: messenger RNA, 2143 nt
Organism: Brachypodium distachyon (stiff brome)
Lineage: Eukaryota; Viridiplantae; Streptophyta; Magnoliopsida; Poales; Poaceae
Product: probable serine/threonine-protein kinase PBL17
Exons: 6
Coding region: 431-1852 (473 amino acids)
Biological process (GO): protein phosphorylation
Molecular function (GO): ATP binding; protein kinase activity
Source: RefSeq, a predicted model, not a curated record
AGCCCCCAAUUGCUCCUCUCCGCCGUGUGGUUCGCUGCUGCAGCGGCGUUUAUUUAAUUCCCAAAGCAGCUUCCUUUCGCUGCCGCUAGCUACCCUCUCUCUCUGGCACAGCUAAUCCGGCGCCUCUCUUUCCCCCUCAACGCGCCCCGAGAAGACGGAAAGCGGAAGAGCCCCGGGACCGGGAGUUGCAGUAGAAAAGGGCCGCACCGGAAGUUUCGGCGUCGUUUUCGGGUUGGUGGCGCGCCGAAUCCUCCUCGGCUCCGGCGGUCGGAGCGCGCGCGGUUGGCAGCGGCGCAAUUACGGCGGGAACUCUACGGCUGCUGGUGGAGGGUGCCCGGGUUGUGGGGGGCGUGGAUCUGGCCGGAGGCGGGCGAUGUGGAGGCGGGAGUAGGGUUGUGUUGGAGGGGAAGCCGCGAUCUUGGGGGCUCCCAUGGGGGGAUGCUUCUCGCUGGAGGAGCAACGGCUCCAGAGCAGGACAGGCACUUCAGCUGAAGCUGGUGGACCAGAUGGGUUGAGGAAGUGCAAAUCUGAUUCUAAAGCCAUAUCAAGUGUUCUUGCACCUCCAAAAGAUGUGGAGGACCUGCAAACUGAAGGAUAUGGAAAUGUUAAUAUUUUCACAUACAACGAACUGCGAGCAGCCACGAAGAACUUUCGGCCUGACCAAAUUCUUGGAGAGGGUGGGUUUGGAGUUGUUUACAAAGGCGUAAUUGAUGAAAAUGUUAGAGUGGGUUUUCCAUCCACGCAAGUUGCUGUGAAAGAACUGAACCCAGAGGGCUUUCAGGGAGACAAGGAAUGGUUGGCAGAAGUCAACUAUCUUGGCCAACUUAGUCAUCCAAAUCUAGUUGAACUAAUUGGCUAUUGCUGUGAGGGUUCGCACAGAUUACUCGUAUAUGAGUACAUGGCUUGUGGCAGCCUUGAAAAGCACCUUUUUCGCCGAGUUUGUCUUAAUAUGCCAUGGUCAACUCGCAUGAAGAUUGCACUCGGUGCAGCAAGGGGGCUUGAGUACCUUCACGGAGCCGAGAGGUCCAUCAUAUAUAGGGAUUUCAAGACGUCAAACAUCUUGUUAGAUGCGGAUUAUAAUGCUAAGCUUUCAGACUUUGGCCUGGCAAGAACUGGACCCAGUGGGGACCAAACCCAUGUCUCAACUCGGGUCAUGGGAACUUACGGCUAUGCAGCUCCUGAAUAUGUCAUGACUGGCCAUUUGACAGCACGGAGCGAUGUUUAUGGCUUUGGUGUUGUGCUUCUCGAGAUGAUUAUUGGGAGGAGGGCCGUGGACAAGAGCCGGCCCAGCCGUGAGCAUAAUCUAGUUGAGUGGGCACGCCCCCUCCUGGUCCACAAUCGGAAGCUGUUUAGGAUCAUUGAUCCAAGAAUGGAAGGCCAGUACUCCACCAAGGCUGCCAUUGAGGUGGCCAGCCUGGCAUACCGAUGCUUGAGCCAGAACCCUAAAGGGCGGCCUACUAUGAGCCAGGUUGUUGAAACCUUUGAGGCGGUUCAUAGCAUGCCCGAAUGCCAGGACAUACUCUUGCAGAACUGUAUGACCGGUGCUGUGACGCUCUACGAGGUCCCAAAGGAACCUGUUGAGCAUGUCGAGGCAGAGAAGGUGAAGCAGGAACCAACAGCGAAGACUGAAGCCGUGGCUGUGGUACCAGCGAAUGGAAAGCCAGUGCCUCAGAGCAGGAGAACACGGCCAGCAAACGGCAGGAGCAAGAGCGAGCCCUCUUUGGAGUGCAAGAUGUACAUCCCUUCGCCUGACUCCGAUGGACUGCAGCCGGGGCUAGAGGCCCUUGCAUCCCCUUCCCGAACCGGGAGUAUGAGGGAUCCUCCUCCAGAUGAGGAUCUAUACAAGAUAUAAGUAACACCAAACAGUUUUUGACGAUAAAUCGAGUCUUCCUUACCCCGUGUUCGGCAUUGCCAUUCCAUCUUGUCGUCGAGAUCAGUCAGCUGGUGUUGCAUUCUUCUUCUUUCUGAUGGCGGAACUACCAUGCUAGGGUUUCUUGUUUCUUCCGGUUAGCAAAUUGUAUGUAGAUGAGCAUCGCGGGAAGCAUGUAAUGUUGGUGUUCAUGCUGUAAACUCCAAACAGUUCUCUGGGAAAGAUCCACACCAAAAAUCAAUGGAAAUGGAGAAAAUUUGUCCGGUGUGUUGA